CCGGGUGAGGUCACUCUUUGUGGUGGCCGUGGCUGCUGUUGGCAAGAUGGCGCCGGUGGAGAAGAAGUUGCUGGGGCCGGAGGCGGCCGGCGCCGCCGAGAUCCCCAGCGAGGAGGAGGAAGGGCAGAACCUGUGGUCCUCAAUACUGAGUGAAGUUUCCACCCGGUCCAGGUCUAAAUUACCAUCAGGCAAAAACAUUCUUGUUUUUGGUGAUGAUGGUUCAGGUAAAACAACACUUAUGACUAAAGUACAAGGAGCAGAGCACAGCAAGAAAGGAAGAGGAUUGGAAUAUUUGUACCUAAAUAUUCAUGAUGAAGACAGAGAUGAUCAGACUCGCUGUAAUGUUUGGAUUCUAGAUGGAGACCUGUAUCAUAAAGGGCUCUUGAAGUUUGCUGUUUCUGCAGAAAACCUGCAAGAGACCUUAGUAGUUUUUGUGGCAGAUAUGUCUAGACCGUGGACUGUUAUGGAAUCUCUACAAAAAUGGGCCAGUGUCUUACGUGAGCACAUUGAUAAGCUGAAAAUUCCCCCGGAAGAGAUGAGAGACCUGGAACAAAAAUUUAUAAAGGAAUUCCAGGAGUAUGUGGAACCUGAAGAAGGCUACCAAGGAUCACCACAGAGAAGAGGUCCUUCAUCAUCUGGCCAAGAAGAUGAAAAUAUUACUUUGCCACUUGGAGAGAAUGUGCUGACUCACAAUCUUGGGAUCCCUGUGCUGGUGGUUUGUACAAAGUGUGAUGCAGUGAGUGUACUAGAGAAGGAACAUGACUACAGAGAAGAACACUUUGACUUCAUUCAGUCACACGUUCGUAGAUUCUGCUUACAGUAUGGAGCUGCCUUGAUUUAUACAUCAGUUAAGGAAGAAAAGAACCUUGACUUGCUGUAUAAGUACAUUGUACAUAAAACAUAUGGUUUUCACUUUACCACACCUGCCUUAGUGGUAGAAAAGGAUGCAGUCUUUAUACCUGCUGGUUGGGACAAUGAAAAGAAAAUUGCUAUUUUACAUGAAAACUUCACAACGGUGAAACCAGAAGAUGCAUAUGAAGACUUCAUUGUAAAACCUCCAGUAAGAAAGUUAGUCCAUGAGAAAGAGUUGGCAGCAGAAGAUGAGCAAGUGUUUCUUAUGAAGCAGCAGUCUUUACUUGCCAAGCAGCCAGCCACGCCUACAAGAGCAUCAGAAUCUCCUGCAAGAGGACCUGCAGGAUCCCCAAGAACCCAAGGCAGAGCUGGUCCUGUCAACGUACCCAGUGCCUCACCAAUAACAUCAGUUAAGAAACCAGAUCCAAAUAUUAAAAACAAUGCUGCAAGUGAAGGUGUGUUGGCUAGCUUCUUUAACAGUCUGUUGAGUAAAAAGACUGGCCCUCCUGGGAGUCCUGGAGCUGGAGGAGUGCAGACCACAGCCAAAAAAUCAGGGCAAAAGACUGUUUUGACAAAUGUUCAAGAAGAACUGGAUAGAAUGACUCGCAAGCCCGAUUCCAUGGUAACAGCAAACUCUCCAACAGAGAAUGAAGCUUGAUAGCGCUUAAAAAAUGUAUAUGUAAAUGACCAAAUAACUAUGUAUAUUGAUCUGAUAAGACCAGGAUUUUUCUGCUAUGGCAGAUGCUAUAAGUUUUCUUGGGGCAGGGGAAAUGAACUUAAAACUUCAUUGGCUUGUCCCAGUAUAAAGUGCACAUUCAGGAAGUUUGCAUAUAAAAUCCCUCUGUAUAAGAUAACCAUUUAAAGUUUAUAUAGGGCAAUUCUCUUGAUUUUGGAGAUAAGCAGGUACAUCAGCAGCUGAAUUUCUUGUUAUGAAGAGCACAGAGAAGCAAAAUGCAGAAUACCUUUUGCAAUACUACUACUGACUGCACACAAAGCAAGAAAGACAUGAAAUCCCUUUUCAGAGUUACUGGACUUGGCCAUUUGUAUGUUAGCAAACACAUUGGUGUACUUGGAAAGGUGGUGAUACAGCACAGCAUUAAUUAGAUGGAGGAGAGAGAAAUCCAGGUAGGAAAUGCAGCACUAGUAGGGGGACGCGAGAUUUGGCUCAGUAGGAAUAAAGAAUGCUGACUGGACUGGAGAGGGAACACAGUUACUAAAUCCUGUGGUCAACAUAGGGCAAAUAAUCACUGUUUAAAAAGACUUCUUAAAAUUAGAGAAUUUCCAAGCCAAACACUAAGCAUCAUGGGAAUUAUUCUUGUUAUAAAUUGCGUCUUUACUUUAACAAAAGGUGUAUAAAAUGGGGGGAUGCCCUUUUUGGUAUAGCUAACACAGGGAGAAACUACAACUUGCUUAGAUCCAAGUGCCUGGCACAAAGUGUGAUGUCUUUAGAAGGUGCUUGAACUUAUUGUGCACUGUAGUACAAACAGUCACUGUUUGGUUUUAUUUUAAAAUCAGUCGUGGUAACAAUUGUAUUUAAUUUCAAAUCCUGUUUUCUGAUUGCUCCUGCCUUGUUUUUUUAAAUGCCAAGAGGCUAACCUAAGAGUGAUGGGUGACAUAUCAUUUUCCCAUAAUGAAAUGUGCUACAGAAUACUCAAAUACUUCUUGUUUGUAAUUAAACAAUGGCUACCAAGCUCAGACUGAUUCCUGCCUUAUACCUAUGGAAGUUUUAUAGACUUCCAAGGUUCUUGUUCCAGCCAUGUAGGCUGCAAUCUGCAGCAGACUCUCCAAUUCUAACAAUAAAUUGAAGAGUAUGAAUAUGUACACUGAAGAAUAUAGAACCAGUGACUGUUCAGUUUGUAUUUUUCCCUAAAUGUAGCAUUUUCAUAUGGAAAGUUGCAGUUGUCCCCUGUUGCUAUAUGGAGUAGUGUCCUUGGUCACGUCAAACCAAUGUUCCGUAAAACACUUCUUCAGUUACUGAAAUGGCACUUUGAUUUUAUCACGGUAUAUUUGUUUUACACAUAAACACUACCAUAAAUGAACUGUAUCAAGCAUAUUCUGUGCUUUGAAGGGAAAAAAACCACAAUUUGAAUUAUACAGAGUUUACUUUUUAUUGAUAUGAACUUGUUUGUUGUACUAAAUCUGAUGUCUGGAUAUAGCUUCCCUAAUAUAUAUCAUUACUUAAAUAUACAGAAUUAGAUUGACCAUUAACACAGUCCUGGACAUAACUUCAAAUCCUAUGUUAAAUCAAGAGGCUGGCUUUUUCCUGUUUUGUAUGUCUGUCUAAACAUUAUCUAGAAAGCUAAGAGUAUUUACUUGCCUCUUUGACAAACAUUAACAUAAAAGCAUGUUACUUGUGCCAGUUUUAUUCUUGAAAAUAUUAUAUUUUUUCCAUUUUUUUUUUACUUUUUUUAAUGUUAUGACCUUGAGUUACACAUUUGUCUAAAUGGUUGAAAACUGAGAGGCUUUGGACAGCAGAUAGGUUGUGUGGUUGUUCUGCCUGUAACAGGUGCCAGUGACAAGAUGAAGUUAAAAAAAAUAUCCUGUUACCACACCAGAAGAAAGAAUUGCAUACUGUCCUUGUGAUAUUGAGAUUGGGGAAUAAAACAUCAAAAGCAAGACACGUAAAUUGAAAAAGCAUGCGUUUCUAAUGGUAUACAGUUGUAAUGAAACCUGUGCAAAACUGCAUAUUUGUAUUAAUGUUUUGUCAUUUGAACUGAUAAGCACUUUCUGUAUCAAUAUGGCUAAAAGUUACAAUUUAAGUAUAAUUUGUUAAAUCUACUAAAACUGAGCAAAAGCCAGUAACGUAUUAUACAAUUUGUCACUUGUGUAAAGAGAUGCUUCUGACAAAACGGAAGUUUGAUUUCCAGUUCUUCAUUGCAAGUCAAUGCUCCUAGUUUAUUGGAAGAAAGUUGUAAGUAAUGUAGUGUCCACUGUUUGCCAAAGUCUAGAAACUUUGGAGAGCUGCACAGUUGUUUUUCUGGUGUUUUCAAGCAUUGGAACCAAAGGCCAAACUGCAAACAGCCUUUACAUUUUAAAAUAAAAUUAAUUUUAUUUGCAGGAUACACUUGUAUGGUAGACUGUUAAAACUAUUAUAUGACUAUUUAUAUGCAUUAUAGUGAUUGCAUCUACUGUUCUGUUUAAACUUCAGAAAAUAAAAUAACUUAUCAACUUGAAGAUAAGGCAAGUAUAGAGGUUAAGGAUUGGCCCUCCAUAAAAAUGCUAUGGUUAUGCUGCUUGAUUUUAAGUUUGCACUUUUUUUAUUGGCGUUUUAGAAACUGUUUAAACUGAACAGAAUUUGUCAUAUUUUAUUUAAUUUAACUACGUUGAAGGUGACUGCUCUGUACAUCAUGAACUUAACAAUAUACAUGCUGUAAAUGAAAGUUAACUGUCCUGUAUACUAAGUUUAUUGAUGUUUUUUAACUUACAGUUAGGACUGCAGAUGUAUCAAACACAAACCUUAGUCCAGUUGUAUGGCUUUAACCAGGUGCAGUAUGCAGUCAUGUGGAAUCUUGCUUUCUAGUGCUGGCAAAAAUGAGGACAUGUCUUUAGUUACUGGCUUCAAUAAACACGAAUCCAGACUGCUUAAAA
This is a messenger RNA of Terrapene triunguis (Three-toed box turtle), 4440 nucleotides long. It is a transcript of the gene DYNC1LI2, whose product is annotated as dynein cytoplasmic 1 light intermediate chain 2. Gene Ontology annotation, biological process: microtubule-based movement; microtubule cytoskeleton organization. The coding region runs from base 47 to 1510 and encodes 487 amino acids. The transcript has 13 exons. Gene Ontology annotation, molecular function: dynein heavy chain binding. Lineage: Eukaryota; Metazoa; Chordata; Testudines; Emydidae. Gene Ontology annotation, cellular component: cytoplasmic dynein complex; centrosome. The record is from RefSeq and is a predicted model, not a curated record.